Messenger RNA from Calidris pugnax (ruff), 2791 nucleotides. It is a transcript of the gene TARDBP, whose product is annotated as TAR DNA binding protein. The transcript is spliced from 6 exons. The coding region runs from base 124 to 1368 and encodes 414 amino acids. The record is from RefSeq and is a predicted model, not a curated record. Gene Ontology annotation, cellular component: nucleoplasm. NCBI's taxonomy places the organism in Eukaryota, Metazoa, Chordata, Aves, Charadriiformes, Scolopacidae. Gene Ontology annotation, molecular function: RNA binding. Gene Ontology annotation, biological process: regulation of gene expression.
CGAGGGGGGCCGUUCCAACGGCCGCGCUGGGGGAGGCCGCGGCGGCGCUGGGAGGUUCCUGCGCGCUGGGGGAGCCGUCGCUGUCGGUCCCUCCACGGGCCGCGGGAGUAACUUCCAGCGAAGAUGUCGGAGUAUAUCCGGGUGACGGAGGACGAGAACGAUGAGCCCAUCGAGAUCCCCUCGGAGGACGACGGCACCGUCCUGCUCUCCACCGUCACCGCCCAGUUCCCCGGGGCCUGCGGGCUGCGCUACCGCAACCCGGUGUCGCAGUGCAUGAGGGGGGUGCGGCUGGUGGAGGGCAUCCUGCACGCCCCCGAAGCCGGCUGGGGAAACCUCGUCUAUGUUGUUAAUUACCCCAAAGAUAAUAAGAGGAAAAUGGAUGAAACAGAUGCAUCAUCAGCUGUGAAAGUGAAACGAGCAGUUCAGAAGACUUCGGAUUUAAUAGUCUUGGGACUUCCCUGGAAAACCACCGAACAAGACCUAAAGGAAUAUUUCAGUACGUUUGGAGAAGUUCUGAUGGUGCAGGUUAAGAAGGACAUUAAAACUGGCCACUCAAAAGGUUUUGGUUUUGUUCGGUUUACGGAUUAUGAAACCCAGGUGAAAGUGAUGUCUCAGCGGCACAUGAUAGAUGGAAGAUGGUGCGACUGUAAACUUCCCAAUUCUAAGCAAAGCCCUGACGAACCUCUGCGUAGCAGGAAGGUGUUUGUGGGGCGCUGCACGGAGGACAUGACGGCAGACGAACUGCGGCAGUUCUUUGCCCAGUAUGGAGAAGUGGUAGAUGUCUUCAUUCCUAAACCCUUCCGAGCUUUUGCUUUUGUUACAUUUGCAGAUGAUCAGGUUGCCCAAUCUCUUUGUGGAGAGGACUUGAUCAUUAAAGGAAUCAGCGUACAUAUAUCCAAUGCUGAACCUAAGCACAAUAGCAAUAGACAGUUAGAGAGAGGUGGAAGAUUCGGUGGUAACCCGGGAGGUUUUGGGAACCAGGGGGGGUUUGGCAACAGCAGAGGAGGCGGGGGAGGCCUGGGCAACAACCAGGGCAGUAACAUGGGAGGAGGGAUGAACUUCGGAGCCUUUAGCAUCAACCCUGCCAUGAUGGCAGCGGCGCAGGCGGCCCUGCAGAGCAGCUGGGGCAUGAUGGGCAUGCUGGCCAGUCAGCAGAACCAGUCGGGGCCCUCGGGGAACAACCAGCCCCAGGGCAACAUGCAGCGGGAGCAGAACCAGGGCUUUAGCUCAGGGAAUAACUCCUACGGCGGCUCCAACUCGGGGGCAGCCAUAGGCUGGGGCUCGGCCUCCAACGCCGGCUCCAGCAGCGGGUUUAACGGGGGCUUUGGUUCGAGCAUGGAUUCCAAAUCCUCGGGCUGGGGCAUGUAGACGCAGUGGGCUCUGAUACUGACUCUAUGGUGGGAAAUCAAAUUUUUCUAACUCAUGGUAAGUAUACUGUAAAUUACAUAUAUACUAAAAAUUUUCCAAAUCAGUUUGUUCAGUGUGCAGUAUAUUCAGCAGUAUUUUUGACAUUUUUCUUUUUUACAAAAAAAAAAAAAAAAAAAAAAAAGACAAAAGAAAGGUAAAAGGAAUUUUAUAGGUUUUGUUACAUAUCUUGUUGGAAUACUGAAUGUUUGGAAGUGGACUGCUGUUUGCCCGAUAGGUAAACUAACACUACAGUCGAUAGGAAAGGUUUCUCCUGUAAUACUUUGUCCCUUGUUUCCUGGCUACCUGAAUUCUUUGCAUGUUCAAAAUGGAAACCAUUGGUCAGAAACAGCAUUCUCUCCCUCUUGUUUUUAAUUUGAUCCCACCAUAAGACUCUCCAAGUGCCCAGUUGGAGAACACGGUGUCCUUUUUGUUUCGUUUGUGGUUUGUUUUUGUUUUGUUUCUUUUUUUUUUAACACUGUCUCCCCUCCAUACUAAAGUACGAUAUGAAGGCUUCAUUUAAUCUCCGCAGUUCAUCUCAUUUCAAAUGUGUAUGGAAGAAGCACUUCAUUGAAAGCAGUGCUGUAAAUAUUCUGCCUUAGGAAUACUUCUGUCUACAUGCUUUCUCAUCCAAGAAUACUUCAUCACACCGCACAUGCUGCGUCUUAGACGGUGGGUGUUCCAUUUUUAUCCGCUACUCUUUAUUUCAUGGAGUCGUAUCAACGCUAUGAACGCAAGGCUGUGAGAUGGAACCAGAAGGCUGUUUGAACUUUUGAAACCUUGUGUGGGAUUGCUGGUGGUGCCGAGGCAUGAGAGGGCUGGUAUGAGCGAGAUAAAAGGAGAGAGCGCAUGCGGAGACCUGGUGGUGCAUUCAUGGGAUUUUAUUUUACUUGGCGAGAUGUCUCUCAAUCCUGUGGCUUUGGUGAGAGAGUGUGCGGAGAGCAAUGAUAGCAAAUAAAAGUACGAGUGUUUAUUGCAUUCAAAGGACAUCCAUAUGUGGAAGACUUUAAGUGGGUUUUAUACCUAGUUAAUCAAUUAGCUGAAUGUGUUAUGUGAAAUGAAUAUUUGUAUUUUUUUUCCCUUAUGUCAACUGCUGUGAAUGCUGUAUGGUGUGUGUUUGUUGUUUUUUUUUCUGUUAAUGACCUGUAAGUGUGGCAAUGUGACUCGAAGAUGAUGGGGUUUGUGCUGAGAACAUUGAGCUUGUGGUGUGCUUUGCGGUAGCUCUCGCGGCAGAGCUCCCGGCGAGCUCAGUGUGCCUCUCCAGGGUGGAGCUCCACUGUCUGUAAGAUAUCCAUAAGAAUGCUGUUUGCUGCAGUUUCGUGUUUGGAUGCUUUUUAUAAGAUUUGUCACUGUAGGAAAUUCUUAAAUAAAACUGAUUUAAGUAAUA